Molecule: messenger RNA, 5794 nt
Organism: Monomorium pharaonis (pharaoh ant)
Lineage: Eukaryota; Metazoa; Arthropoda; Insecta; Hymenoptera; Formicidae
Product: neuroguidin
Exons: 4
Coding region: 434-1366 (310 amino acids)
Biological process (GO): maturation of SSU-rRNA from tricistronic rRNA transcript (SSU-rRNA, 5.8S rRNA, LSU-rRNA)
Cellular component (GO): nucleolus; small-subunit processome
Source: RefSeq, a predicted model, not a curated record
CGCUCUGUCAUCCAUUAGUAAAUAGGAAAGAUGGCAGCAGAUUAUUGCGCUUUUUUCCCCGCGCCUUCGCCUCGCGGGCGGACAUUUUUCCCGGGGCGACGCGGCGACCCGGGGCGCGUUCCUCCGCGCGGUCACCGUCCGAAAUCGCCCGCCGAGUGCGUUUCCGGGCACGGGACACGCCGCGCCGGCCGUUUUACCCUCGGGACACGUUGAUUCGAGCGGUUGAAACGUCGCGCGGGACACCGCACGCGAGACGCCCGCCGCGAGGCUCGCGGCCGCAUACCCGUCUGCCGCGCGACCGAGGCGUUUUUCCGCCGUGGGUGGCCGUCGGAUCGGCCCCCGCCGCGAGGAUCGCACGGUUAACCUAAACGCGCGCGGGAAAGCGCGACCGCGCGUGCAAAUUCACGACGCGACCGCGUUCCGGAUCGCGACGAUGAUCGCUAUCGACGAGAUGGAGCAGAGGGACCUGCCGCAGGCGUUCCGCCUGCUGGGGGAGAUGAACGCGAACGUCCUCCAGGUGAACCAGCUGGUGGACAACAUGCUGGUGCGCGUGAAGAACGGCGAGAUCUCGACGGACAAGGGCCUGAGCUUCCUGGAGAUGAAAUACCACAUGCUACUGUCGUAUCUCAUCAACCUGACGUACGUCGUCCUGAGAAAGUGCUCGGGCGAGCGCAUCGAGGGCGACCCGUCGAUCGACCGUCUGAUCGAGAUCAGGACUGUCUUGGAGAAAAUCCGACCAAUAGACCACAAGCUCAAGUACCAGAUAGACAAGCUCGUCAAAACGGCGGUUACUGGCACCAUCAAUAGCGACGAUCCCAGCAACUUCCGGGCGAACCCGGACGCGCUUGUCGCCAAGCUUGACAGUGAGGACUCUGAGGACAGCGAUCAGGAGGAGCUUGACACAGCGGACGGCGUCAAAUCGACCACACAACAAUCUAGGAAGUCCAACGUUUACGUGCCGCCGAAGCUUGCCGCGGUGCACUACGAUGGCGACGAGACCACGGCGGAGAAGAUCCGUAAGGCCGGCGAGCGGGCCCGCAGACGUGCCGUGUCGAACACGGUCCUGCGAGAGUUGAAGGAGGAGUAUCUGGACGCGCCGGUGGAGGAGAGUCAGGGCAUGGGCGAGAAGCGGGCGAUUCUUGUGCGUGAGGACAAGCGAAAGACCGAGUACGAGGAGAAUUACAUGACGCGUCUGCCCGUCACCAAACAGGAGAAGCACAGGCGUCGCCAGAUGACGACUCUGGGCACCCUUGGCGACGAGAUCACCACCUUCGGAGGGGAAUCGUCCACCAAGACCGCCAAGAAGAGAAAAGCUCAGAGGAAGGGCAAGGCUAAAAAGAGUUUCAAGAAAAAACGGCAUCAUUAAGAAGAGUAUGAUGAAAAAACUCCGGGACUUUGAGCGAGACCUCCGGGGCUUCGCGUAAGCAUUAACGAUUAAGGUAAAAGGUAAAAAGAAAGAAAAAAUAACUUUACUCGACUUCUUCUUCGAAACAAAAGCAGAUGCCACUAAUACUCGUUAUUAAGUUAAGCUAAAGGUAACAUCGUAACAUCUAGUAAUUAAAAAAAAAAAAGACAACGUGUGUCGACGGUGGAGUAAAAAUAGCACGAUGGUAAUUUAUUACUGUAUAAGACAUACUAAUGGUCGUGUAAUUGAUAAUUCUAGUUAAUAAUGAUUUUAAUCUUUAACUGUUGUCUGAGAGAGAUCAAUUUUGAUCUGUGGAGUUGAGAGAUGAAAGACAGAUCCAUCGGAGAAUCGGUGAAAACUGUACUUCACGCGAGUGUGAAUGCAGUGCGAGAGGAACAACGUAACGAAGUAACGAUGGCACAUACGAGCUUAAAUGGAAAUUAUGUGUCGUAAUAGCAUAAAAAAAUAUUGUAUCGUAAUGUUGGAUCGAGUAGCGGACUCCAGGAUUGAAAAUUGUGAAUUACACGUAAAAGUUGAAAAAAAAAGCAGAAUCUCUGCUUUAUUUUGAAAUAAUUCUCCGGCUACGUAGGGAUGUGUGUGAGGAGGAGAAAGGGAGAGAGGAGGAAAUCAGUAAAACAUAGCAGGAGAGACGAUAUUGAAUUAAUUGUUAACGAAGAGCGUAAAAAUCACAAGACAUUCACAGCAAAAAAGAAAAAUGCGCAGAAGUAAUAAAACUCAAAGUUAAAAAGAAAACACGAAAGAGAAAAAACAAAAGGUCAUUCUUUAGGAACUACGCGCACUCGGCACAACUUCUGAAAGCAAGUUUUUCGGCAAAAGAAAGGAGGGAAAAAACGCAGGAAAAAAAAACGAAAUUUCAUCGAUAUCGCAUGUCUUAGGAUUUUCUCGCUGUCUUAGAGUAGUGUAGUAGUUACUAGUUUUACUAUAUUAUAUGUAUGUUUCGUUUGUGUUUUUCCCCUGGUGAAACUGUUGAGGCUAUUAUAAAAAAACAUUUUUGAAUGUGAGUCAUGUUUUUACGUUAAGUCUCAUUUGUCUUAUUAUUAUUAUUGACAAUGUGCUUGUGCAUUGUACAUCUGUUGUUCUUUGUGUUUUAAAUCGUUAAACUUAUAUUGAUGAUAUAAGGAUAACACGAGCGUGUCAAAAUUCAAAAUUGUCGUCAUGUUCUCAGAUUUGAUUUCGAUUUGACCAAUUUGUUUGAUUUCUCAGAGGGAGAGAGAGGGGGAGUUUGUCACGUCACACAGUAACGGAAGUACAGAAAGAACAAAGGAAGAAACGAGCGAACAAACGAAACAAAUGAACGAACGAAGACUUCACGGGCGAAAAUCACUUCUGCAACCCUGAUAUAUAGGAUAUUUAUACAAUCAAAUCGCACGCGGGAAGGGGACUGAUCAAGGAGAGAUCCAAGUAGAGAUCUGUAUCACACAGAUUUCUAGGAGGCACGAUAUUAAAAUACAGAGUUUGAUGUCAUAAAAGUUCUGGUGGCAUCUGAAUGUCACACAUUACUUUUCAUCACAUCAAAUUCUGUAUCUUAAUAUUGAACGGCUGGAUCUCUUAUCGCAAGAAUCACAUUGUCGAUUGCGAUCUCCCUCUUCCUUUUAAUAGGUUACGUUUUUUAAAUGUUGUUAGAUGCUCCGAAGUGGCGUCGCGACGGUGGCGGCGUUCCGUGGGUGGAUGGUGUUCCUUUAAACAUAGCAAGGUUGAGCGACACAUAUACACACAUAUUGUUCCAUGCAGAAAGAGAGAGAGAGAGAGAAUACGUAUGUUAGAUGUAUACGUUGUAUAGCUACAUUGCUCAUUCCGUGCAGAAGUGAUCCCACCCUCCCCGUUAGCCUCUUUCGCGCGAGAGAGAAAAAAAAUGGAAAGAGGCAACUCGACUCGGUUCGCUACGUGUACACGCUGGCCAAGGGCUCAACCAUCCAUAGAUAUUAUAUUUUUUACAGAAGUGUUCAUAGAUUGAGCCAACUUGGCGCGGCCGCCGACACGACGUGUCACACACGGCUUCCCCCUCUCCUCAACGCUCUGUGAAGACGAUUAAUUAAUUAAAGAUGAAGAAGAAAAAAGAGAAAAAAUGUGAUAAUGAUUAUUCAUGAAAUAAUAGUUAAAGAGAAACUUAAACAAAAUAGCACAAUCGCUGGGCAUUAUUUACAAAGUGCUAGCAAGCCUAAUGUCAGCAGCCUUGUCGUAUUUGGUAUUUAAAAGAAAUGAAGUUGAAAAAUGCCGAAUUGCGGACGGAUUUUUUCGCGUGCGGGGCAUCCAACGCCCUGGGAGGAGAGACGCGCGCAUUAUCGAUACGGGGAUUAAUUCCCGGGCGCGCGCGUAAAGAGAAAGAGAGAGAAAGAGAUGAAGAAGGGGGGAAAAAAUAGCGACGUGGGAAUCUCGACGGAAUUUGUCCGACGUUGUUCGGCUUCCUCAUACUCCAUUACAUAGACGAUAAUUUUGUGAAGCGCAUCUACGGCCGACGCGAAUCGCGAGCCCGGAAAAAAUAUUAUAUGUAUAUGUAUAUGUCGAUCAGCACAUUUUCAUAAUCGUUUCUUCUUCCCUCUCGUCAGAUUUCUAUUACUGCCGAUAAUACAACAAUAACUCUGCAAUAGGCCUGUAACACACCAGGACUUUUUUAUACAUUUUGUAUUAAACAAGAUACACAUACACACACACGAACGCGGCUUUCCGGGCUCGCGGUCGCAAGUGCGGUAGAUGCGCGAAGGAGUAAUUCAUACGACACACAACAUAUCCACACACGCAACAUAUAGCAGCAAGGUAAUAGGAUAUUACAUUGAAUACACUACCUCAAAUCAAUAGUAAUAUGGAUUUACAGUAAUAAACGGGAAUAAAAGAAAAUGAGAAUUCCGCGGCGGUCGCGCUCGCGCUUGUUGUUGUUGUAUACAAGAGCCUCGAUUCUUUACUAUGAUCGCCGACGUGUUUUUUUUUUACGGGACGUAUUUCCACCAAGACUUUGUUGAAGGAUGUACGUACAGUGGAUUAAUUCGCCUUAAACAUACUCUUGCCUAUCUAUAUUAAUCCUGAGAGACGCAGGUGUGGUUUUAAUUUUAUAGAGACCAGUGAGCUUCUAUUGCGACCCUGCGAUGGUCAGAGAUUUAUUGAAGUAGAAGAAUUAUAGUUAGGAAUCUAGAACAUAAGAGAGAGAUUUUGUAUUUUAUUAAUAAGUUAUUGAUAUUUAAUUCUAGAGUGAAUUGUGUGUAGGUGAAUCUUCAUCAAAGUGUUAAUUCAAGUUUAGUGCAGAUUUUGUUAUUAAAAUUUGUACAAUUUAAAAUAAUAUUAAGAUUUUAUUUACGUUAAAACAGUGCUAGCUCAGUUGUUUUAUCAUCUUGCACUCUAUAGAGUCAAUAAAUAUGCAACAAGGGGAGGCUACGCUGUGAAUUGGUGGUGUCUACACGCGCGUCAUAAAGAAUAAAAUAAGAAGUAUGGUGGUAAUCAAGAUGAAGGAUUAGAACAGUAAAUAUAAUAAAAAUAGAAAAAAAACGCAGCUCAUAUUUCAUAAUAAUAGUCACAAAGUCACAAGUGUCAUAUAUCCAUCAACGGUUGUGAUUCAUUAAACUCAUUAAAGAAAAGGAUGCAACAAGAUUCUCAAAUAUGUAAAAAAAUUCUUAAUUUUAUCAGUUUUUAUUUAGAAUAAUGUUAAUUAAAAAAAAUAUGGACAACACUCUAGAAUUAAAUUCAUUUAUCUACAUUCCAUAUUUAGCAGAAAAUAAUCAUUAAAUGUAAAAUCAGGAUUAAAAGUUUGAUUGUUCUUUUUUCCAUGCAUUUAGAGAAUUCGCUGAAUCCCUACCCGUGUUUCUCAGGGUUAUAAGAAAGGACCUACAAAUGUACAAAUAUAUAUAUUAGGGAGAUAUAUUACGAGAGCGUUGCCGCUGCGGACUUUUAAAAGAGUAGUCCUUCAAAUCCAACAACGCUGCCGAAUGCCGAACUGAAAAAAAGAAGAAAAAGAAAGAAAAGUAUCAAGAAGUAUCUUUGCAGCAGAGACGGAAUGAUGAUAGGAAUGAUUUAUUGACUACAUUCAUAGUCUUUGAAGAGUAACGACGUUUGAUUUAUAUAUUGGUGAAUUUUUCUGUAAUUUUAUGUAUACACUAUAUAAAUAACAAUUCUCAACGAGUGUGAGCGAGAGAGACUGCGAGAACAGAAAGCGAGAGAGAAAGAGAGAGAGAAAAAGAAAAAAGGAAAAUAAAGGUGAGAUAGAGAGAGAAAGAGAGCGAGAAAGCGUACCUUGUACAUUUACAAAUUGUGGUUAUUAUGAAUGAAUUAUUAUGAAUUAUUAAUUAUUAUUAUUAUUAUUAUCACGGAUUAUACUAUGAUUAUUAUUAUCAUCAUGUAGAAUGCUUCUUACUGACUGAAUAAAAUGUUUUCAAUGUCUAA